This is a messenger RNA of Chrysoperla carnea, 1656 nucleotides long. RefSeq names its product cytochrome P450 4d2-like. Lineage: Eukaryota; Metazoa; Arthropoda; Insecta; Neuroptera; Chrysopidae. The record is from RefSeq and is a predicted model, not a curated record. Gene Ontology annotation, molecular function: iron ion binding; heme binding; oxidoreductase activity, acting on paired donors, with incorporation or reduction of molecular oxygen. The transcript is spliced from 9 exons. Bases 101 to 1642 code for a protein of 513 amino acids.
UAAGUGGGAUCAUAAAUGUUUUGAUGUGAGUUGAAGUUCAUAGAACAACUUAAUACUUAUCAUGUUUUACUAUUUUGUAUAAACAAAAAGAGUUUUAAAAAUGUUGUGGUUAAUAAUACAAAUUUCUGUUACAUUAUUUAUUGGUUUAUUGGUUGUGCUAUAUUUACAACAAUUACAAAAAUCAAAGAAAAUACUACUACCAUCACCACCGUUGAUUCCACUUUUAGGGCAUGCUUUGGAAUUUGGUAGCACUGCACAAGAUAUUCAUAACAACAUUUUACGGCUUGUAAGUACUUACGGGAAAUUAUUUACAGUAUGGGUUGGUCCAUUUAAUCAGUAUUGUAUCAUAUCCGAUAGUGAUGUUACAAAUAAAAUUUUAUCGUCUACAAAAUUGAUAGAAAAAAGUGGUGACUAUGAUCUCAUUAAGCCGUGGUUGGGUGAUGGCUUAUUAAUCAGCAAAGGUACCAAAUGGUUUAAACGACGGAAAAUGUUAACACCGGCAUUUCAUUUUACCAUUUUAGAACAAUCAAUUAAUACAUUUACAGAGGCUUCAGACAGAUUUAUUGAAAAUUUGAAGAAACAUGUUAAUGGUGACACGUUUGAUGUAUACCCAUAUGUAACCCUUUUGGGAUUAGACAUUAUUUGCAAAACUGCAAUGGGAAUUGACCUAAACGUUCAAACACAACCUGAUUCAGAAUAUGUAACCGCCGUACGAGAUAUGUGCCGCAUAAUUUUUGAAAGAGUAUUCUCCGCUGUUCAACAGUCUGAUUUUAUAUUUUAUAAUUUUACUGCGAAUGGAAAAACAUUCAAAAAUGGUUUGGGUAUUUUACAUAGCAUGACAAAUAAAGUAAUUGAAGAAAGACGUCAGUUAUUAAUUAAUGAUAUAAAAAAUAAUGAAGUUAAAGAUAAUGGUCCUGAGAAAACCAAAGAUGACAUUUCUUUUGGAGAAAAGAAGGAAAAGAUGGUUUUUAUGGACGUAUUAUUAAAAUCAACAAUAGAUGGAAAACCGUUGACAAAUUCCGAUAUCCAGGAAGAAGUUGAUACAUUUAUGUUUGAAGGACAUGAUACUGUGUCUUCAGGUAUCAGUUUUACUUUAUAUUUAUUGGCAAAUCAUCCAGAAAUUCAAACUCGAGCCUUUGAAGAAGUACGAGACAUUUGUGGAGAUAAUUUAAAUGAUCAGCCAUCUUUAAGUGAUUUAAAUAAAAUGCCGUAUUUAGAAGCCAUCAUUAAAGAAUCAAUGAGAUUAUAUCCACCUGUACCAGUAAUUCUUAGAAACUUAAGUGAAGAUUUACAACUAGAUAAUUGUGUAUUACCAAAACAUACUCGUGCAACAAUCGUAAUAUACUGUAUCCAUCGCAAUCCUGAAUAUUUUUCAGAUCCAGAAAGUUUUAAGCCGGAGAGAUUUUUAGAAGAAACUCAGAAUAAAAACUAUUUUUCAUACGUACCAUUUAGUGCGGGGUCAAGAAAUUGUAUUGGUCAGAAGUUUGCUAUGUAUGAAAUGAAGUCAACAUUAAGUAAAGUUUUAAGGCAUUAUGAAUUGUGUUCAGCUGGUCCUCAAUUUGAUUUAAAAUUAGCUAUGGCAGUUAUUUUAAAAUCCCUCAAUGGUGUUAAUAUUAAAGUUAGACCACGUAUUUACAAAUAAAAUUUUAAGAAACA